AUGUUAUCCAGAAGGAUUAAGACGGUGUCUUACAUAAGAAGAAAUCUUACGGCUGCCAAGAAGAAUUAUCCAGUCCACAAUUUGGAAUUUCUGACACUCAAGUGGGCCAUUGUGGACAAGCUGCAUGAUUAUUUAUAUGGAGCAAGGUUUGAAGUAAGGACUGAUAACAAACCACUUACCUAUAGGUGCUCGGCAGCAUUGUCAAAUUACAGUUUCAGCCUGAUAUACAAGCAGGAUUCCAAGACUGUCAGUCCGGAUGCCCUGUCCCCAAGACCUGGACUCCCUCCUCACCAAGACAAAAGAGAAGUGGGAAGAAAAUCCUGGACCGAAGUGAGAACAUUUUGUCAAAUUAAUGUAGUGACUCAUGACGAAGAGGAUACACUCCAUCAGUCACUCCUCAGAAGCAGUGCCAGAGGUCCUUUACACACAUGGUUCCUGUACUGCUCUGUGUGUGGAGAUUCUUGUACCAGGAGAUCAGAGGAGAAUCUUAUAUCUUCAGAUUAUAAAGCAGAUGAUGAUAUCACACAAGAUACAUAUGAAGAACAUUCCAUUAUCCCAGAUACACCCUCAGCCCUUCACAGCCAAGAUCUCUCAUCUCAUCCUUAUAUACAAGUCUUGUCUACUCAUUCAUCACAGGAUGUUAAGAAAAAUAAGGAAAGGCGAUUUUCAUGUCCAGAAUGUGGGAAAUGUUUUUCUCAGAAAUCAAGUAUUGUUAAGCAUCAAAGAAUUCACACAGGAGAGAAGCCAUUUUCAUGCUCAGAAUGUGGAAAAUGUUUUAGUCAGAAUUCAUAUCUUGUUCAACAUCAAAGAAUUCACACAGGUGAGAAGCAAUUUUCAUGUGCAGAAUGUGGAAAAUGUUUUUCCUAUAGAUCACAGUUUGUUUUACAUGAAAAAGAUCACACGGGAGAGAAGCCAUUUUCAUGUCCAGAAUGUGGGAAAUGUUUUACUCACAAAUCAGAUUUUGUUAAACAUAAAAGAAUUCACACAGGAGAGAAGCCUUUUUUAUGUUCAGAAUGUGGGAAAUGUUUUACCCGCAAACCAGAACUUGUUAACCAUCAAAGAAUUCACACAGGAGAAAAGCCAUUUUCAUGUUCAGAAUGUAGGAAAUGUUUUACUCAGAAAUCAGCUCUUCUUAAACAUCAAAUAGCUCACACAGGAGAGAAGCAUUUUUCAUGUUUAGAAUGUGGGAAAUAUUUUACUCAGAAAUCAAAUCUUGUUACGCAUCAAAGAUAUCACACAGGAGAGAAACCAUUUUCAUGUUCAGAAUGUGGGAAAUGUUUUACUGAGAAAUCACAUCUUAAAAAACAUCUAAGAACUCACACAGGAGAGAAGCCAUUUUCAUGUGCAGUAUGUGGGGAAUGUUUUACUGUAAAUUCAAUGCUUGUAAAACAUCUAAGAAUUCACACAGGAGAGAAGCCAUUUUCAUGUGCAGAAUGUGGGAAAUGUUUUAAUGUAAAUUCAAUUCUUGUUAAACAUCUAAAAACUCACACUGGAAAUAAGCCAUUUUCUUGUUCAGAAUGUGAUAAAUGUUUUACUGAGAAAUCACAUCUUAUCAGACAUCUAACAAUUCACACGGGAGAUAAGCCAUUUUCAUGUGCAGAAUGUGGAAUGAAUUUUACUCAGAAAUCAAAUCUUGUUAAGCAUCAAAGAACUCACACAGAAGAGAAGCCAUUUUCAUGUUUAGAAUGUGGUAAAUGUUUUACUCAGAAACCAGAUCUUCUUAAACAUCAAAGAAUUCACACAGGAGAAAAGCCAUUUUCAUGUUCAGAAUGUGGGAAAUGUUUUACUCAGAAGUCAUAUCUUCUUAAACAUCAAAUAGCUCACACAGGAGUGAAGCUUUUUUCGUGUUCAGAAUGUGGGAAAUGUUUCACUCAGAGAUCAAAUCUUGUUACGCAUCAAAGAACUCACACAGGAGAGAAGCCAUUUUUAUGUUCAGAAUGUGGAAAGUGUUUUACAUCUAAAUCAAUUCUUCUUGUACAUCUAAGAACUCACACAGGAGAGAAGCCAUUUUCAUGUUCAGAAUGUAAGAAAUGUUAUACCUGUAAAUCAAAUCUUGUUGCACAUCUAAGAAUUCACACAGGAGAGAAGCCAAUUGAGUCAGAAGCCGGCAUGUCAAAAGAGAGUAGAACCCGUCUGCGGCCUGUGAAGAAGAUGAAUUCGGCUGAGGUCAUUCCCUUCGGUUCCGGUGCUGCCGCUCCGGCAGCAGCCGCUGUAAAAGAGCUAUAUGAGCGGCUGCUGAGGAGAGUGGAGGCAGCCGGUGGCGAAGAUUGGCUCCAGAAAUGUUUGAGCCUGUCGCUUACCGGGGGAGGCAGCAGCGGAGAAGGCAGCAGCGCGGCACUCCUGGGAGCGGUGGACGAGUCCGUGGAGCCGGAACCGGAAGUCGCGCUGGCACCGGCGGAUGACGUCGGUGACGAGGGGACCAGUCAUGAUGCAGAGACGGCGCCAGCGGCCGGAAGUGACCGGAGGCCUGUUCCGGCGGCCCUGGUGGGAGAGCGCUGGUCGCAGAGGCAAGCGGACAGACAGAAGAGGCGCUUUGCCCCAACGGUGGCUGGUGUCGGCGGUGCAGCUGGGAGAGGUCAGCAUGGAAAAUGGCGUCAGCUGGAUGGACGGGGUUCAUCUGCAAAGGUGGUAUGGAUUUUAGGCCAUUCCUUUAUCUGUUGGGCGGCCAAUAGAGCACCUUCGCGGGUGUAUACUCUGAACUUGGGUUUUCAGGAGGAAAGUUUCAACAUCUUCUGGUGCGGAGUAAGUGGUUUACAGCUCUUCCAUAUAUGGGACAUCAUUCUUAAGCGCUCGGCUAGUUGGCCUUACCCUGAUAUCAUAGUAAUACAUGCGGAGGGUAAUGAUAUAGGUAAAGUAAACACAGCAGUGCUGUUUUCUGAGUUGAAAGCGCUGUUCCUGGAACUCCAGUUGGUUUGGCCUUCCUGCACGCUGUGCUUUUCGGAAAUUGUUCCUUGUUUACGUUGGGCGUCCAAGGAGCUUAGUUUCUUGGAGCGCAUUCGAAAGAGGGUCAACAGAGGCAUGGCCCGUUUUAUGGUUCGGUCCUGCAAGCACACGGCUCCUGUACAGGGAGAAGAUAUGAACAAUAUUAAUGUUCCAAAGACAGAUGUGAGCGGUGAUGAGCAGUAUAAGGAGGACAUUCCAACAGGAAAAGAUCCAAUCUAUAUUAACGCUGCAGACAUAAAGGAAGAAGAGGAGACAGAUGUGAGCAGUGAUGAGCAGUAUAAGGAGGACAUUCCUACAGGGAAAAAUCUGAUCUAUAUUAAUGCUACAGACACAAAGGGAGAAGAAGAAAAUACAGAUGUGAGCGGUGAAGAGCAGUUUAAGGAGAUCAUUCCUACAGGGAAAGAUAUCUAUAUUAAUGCCUCAGACAUAAAGGAAGAAGAGAAAGAUAUGAGUGGUGAUGAUCAGCAUAUGGAGGACAUUCCUACAGGAAAAGAUCCAAUCUAUAUUAAUGCUGCAGACAUAAAGGUAGAAGAAGAGGAGACAGAUGUGAGCAGUGAUGACCAGUAUGAGGAGGACAUUCCUACAGGGAAAAAUCUGAUCUAUAUUAAUGCUACAGACACAAAGGGAGAAGAAGAAAAUACAGAUGUGAGUGGUGAAGAGCAGUUUAAGGAGAUCAUUCCUACAGGGAAAUAUAUCUAUAUUAAUGCCUCAGACAUAAAGGAAGAGGAGACAGAUGUGAACGGUGAUGAUCAGUAUAAGGAGGACAUUCCUACAGGAAAAGAUCCAAUCUAUAUUAAUGCUGCAGACAUAAAGGAAGAAGAAGAGACAGAUGUGAGCGGUGAUGAGCAGUAUAAGGAGGACAUUCCUACAGGUAACCAUCCAUAUGACUGUACCAGGAGAUCAGAGGAGAAUCUUAUAUCUUCAGAUUAUAAAGCAGAUGAUGAUAUCACACAAGAUACAUAUGAAGAACAUUCCAUUAUCCCAGAUACACCCUCAGCCCUUCACAGCCAAGAUCUCUCAUCUCAUCCUGUUAUACAAGUCCGACCUAAAGAUUCAUCUCAGUCUGUUAAACAAAAUAAGGAAAAGCGAUUUUCAUGUUCAGAAUGUGGGAAGUGUUUUACUCACAAAUCAGUUUUUGUUAAUCAUCAAAGAAUUCACACAGGAGAGAAACCAUUUUCAUGUUCAGAAUGUGGAAAAUGUUUUAGUCAGAAUGCAAAUUUUCUUAGACAUCAAAGAAUUCACACAGGAGAGAAGCCAUUUUCAUGUUCAGAAUGUGGAAAAUGUUUUACUCAGAAACCAGAUUUUGUUGAACAUCAAAGAAUUCACACAGGAGAAAAGCUAUUUUCAUGUUCAGAAUGUGGGAAAUAUUUUACUCACAAAUCAGUUUUUGUUAAUCAUCAAAGAAUUCACACAGGACAGAAGCCAUUUUCCUGUUCAGAAUGUGGAAAAUGUUUUAGUCUGAAUUCAAGUCUUCUUAAACAUCAAAGAAUUCACACAGGAGAGAAGCCAUUUUCAUGUUCAGAAUGUGGAAAAUGUUUUAGUCUGAAUGGAAAUCUUGUUGAACAUCAAAAAAUUCACACAGGAGAGAAGCCAUUUCCAUGUUCUGAAUGUGAGAAGUGUUUUACUCAGAAAAUAGAUCUUGUUAAACAUCAAAGAAUUCACACAGGAGAGAAGCCAUUUCCUUGUUCAGAAUGUGGGAAGUGUUUUACUCAGAAAACAGAUCUUGUUAAACAUCAAAGAAUUCACACAGGAGAGAAGCCAUUUCCUUGUUCAGAAUGUGGGAAAUGUUUUUCAGUGAAAUCACAUCUUACCAGACAUCUAAGAACUCACACAGGAGAGAGAACAAUUCAGAGUAAUAAAUGAUGCAGAUAGCACAUCUAUAUAUUAACCAUGUACAUAGGAUAUCUGACAUUUAUACAUAUGUCAUAUACUGCAUCUCCAAACUUGUUCCCAAUUGUUAAUAAAAGUUUUC
Messenger RNA from Hyla sarda, 4915 nucleotides. RefSeq lists its product as uncharacterized. The record is from RefSeq and is a predicted model, not a curated record. The transcript is spliced from 8 exons. Lineage: Eukaryota; Metazoa; Chordata; Amphibia; Anura; Hylidae. The coding region runs from base 1 to 4806 and encodes 1601 amino acids.